Molecule: messenger RNA, 989 nt
Organism: Drosophila persimilis
Lineage: Eukaryota; Metazoa; Arthropoda; Insecta; Diptera; Drosophilidae
Gene: Dnaaf4
Exons: 2
Coding region: 107-844 (245 amino acids)
Biological process (GO): outer dynein arm assembly; cilium movement; inner dynein arm assembly
Source: RefSeq, a predicted model, not a curated record
ACAAAUUCCGGGAAGCCUAUAACAUAAGUUUGAGCACUGGGCGAUUGCUCAGUCGGAAAUAACUCGCGAGGACGACAGCAUACCGGCAACGGAAGCGAAGCUCAUCAUGGUGCAGAUAUCGCAGACCGAGGACGACAUCAAAAUUUCAAUUGAACUCAAUCGUCUGGUGACACGGAAGCCGGACGUUGUCCUUCUGCCCCAGUACUUGAAGUUCAAUAAUCCGCCCAUAUUCUUUGAGCGUCAUCUGGCCCAAGAGAUCGACGAGAUGGCCAGUUUUUGCCGCAUCUUCAAGAACGAGGCCCGCAUCGUGCUGGUAAAGAAGGAGAAGGGCGUUUGGCCAGAGAUGUUUCAGAAGCUGGACAAGGAGGCACUCUUGAAGAAGCGCCUGGAAAUCGCCGAUCUCAUUGUAGAGCGCAACAAGCAGCGCGAUCAGCAGGCCAUGGAACGGUACGAGAACAAGCGUCGCGCCGAAAUCUCGAAGGAAAUCAAGCGCGAAACAGAAAUGAGGGAUCGCGUCAAGCAGUUCCAGGAUAAUGCCCGACGUGAGGCACUUGUGGUAGAUGUGCGCAAGGAGACAUCCACGAAAUCUGUCAGUCCCCCAUUACACGCCCCCUAUCAGCAACCACCCGCACCGACAGCUGCCGCUCGCCUGUCCACUCCACUGACUCGUCCCCCGAUGACCGCCGUACGUGGCAGUGGACGCAUCAGUGUGAGCUUCACCAAUGAACACAAGCGGGUCACUCCCAAGCGCGAGUCCCAAACAGACAUACAGAUGGCCUUUGCGGCGGCCGGCAAACCCACCGACCCGUCCAUGAAGUCUCCUAUGGAUACUCUGGAUGAAUGAUUAUCCCCACAUCAUCACAAUAUUAUACAUACAUAUAUCCCUUUUUAUGCGUGUGUGGGUCAGCCUGUGCAAAACUGCUGUUUCCUAUUUUCAUAUCUCUACAAAUUUAAACGUGAAUUAAACUAAAAGACAAGUGGGUUUCAAU